AUGCUUGAAUUACAAAUAAUGAAGUUAGACACAGAAGAAUUGAAUGCACCACCGGGAAUACUCGAUGCGAGUGGAUCGCGAUGCGUGGAUGCGCUUACGAUCUACGACGGCUACAAGUCAUUCUCACCAGUUUUGGCUAGUGACCUCUGUGAGGAUACGGUUGGAGCGAAACUGCCACUGACGUACCAUACAUCACACAAGGUUGCCCAUGUCUACUUUGAGAGUGAUAUGAGUGGAUCAGGAACUGGCUUUGAAUUAAGAUAUCGAGCCAUAGAACCCGACUGCGGAGAUUGGCUCAUAGCAACGAACGAGCCACAAAUUCAUAGUUACGAAAGCAAAGGAAGCAAAGAUAAACAUGCUGGUCAAACAAACCAGCGAUGCCAAUGGGUAAUACAAUCGCAGUCACAGGUGCCCAUAUGGUUGCACUUCAGCACAAUACAUUUCCCAUCAACUGAUGGAGAUUGUUCGGACGCAUACAUAGAGAUUCGUGAUGUUGGCUUAAUCUCAAAAUGUCAGCAUCCCGCAUGCGCUCGAGAACCUUCAGAACGGAAGACAUUCCGAAUAUGCGGCAGCACCCCAUUCCCACCAUAUAUAUCGAAUACAAUGGCUGUGCAGGUAACAGAGAGAUUAGAGUUUUCCCUUAUUUUUCCAUAUUUCCCACCUCUUUUCCCUUAUUUUUAA
Strongylus vulgaris is the source of this 681-nucleotide messenger RNA. Lineage: Eukaryota; Metazoa; Nematoda; Chromadorea; Rhabditida; Strongylidae. The record is from the annotation of a GenBank genome assembly.